Dentiscutata erythropus is the source of this 147-nucleotide messenger RNA. Lineage: Eukaryota; Fungi; Glomeromycota; Glomeromycetes; Diversisporales; Gigasporaceae. The record is from the annotation of a GenBank genome assembly.
AUGAAACUAGUACUAGUAAAUAAGGAGCGGCGCCGGCAACUACGCCAAGAGCAGUCAACUCUGCUGCGAGGAAAGAAGCAUAAUUGCAAUGAGCAAGAAGCAAAACAACCAAGCGCAAGAUACACAAAGCCCGGCGCACGUUAUUGA